UCUCGUAACCUCUUUUGUUUCAGAAAAUUAAAUAUUGUAAAGACAGCGGGGCACAGUUGUUGACAGACACUAUGAAAAUAAUUAAGGUCAUCCCACCUUGGCUCAUCUUUGCCUUGGGUACGACAGCUGGACUACUGGUCUCCUUAGGAUAUGCCCACGGUUUCCUUGAGUUAAUCGGUGAUAAAAUUGUGAACAUGGAGAAGUUUCCUGCUGGUGAUGUGAGUGAAGGUGCUGGCGAGCUCCUAGAAAAUGCUCGCUCACACACCGCAUAUGACCACCAAGACUGGGGGAAUCUCAACUGCACACUACCAAGGCUGAACAAUCCUGAUGAAUUCUAUGCGUAUAUCUACAACCGGCAGCUCCCCUGCGACAAGCCUGUGAUGGUGGGAGGAGAGCUAAAGAGUCAUCCCCCAUAUAUGGUGGGGGAGAAGUGGGUGUGCAUGAGCAAGACCUACAACAUCGUCCCCGGCAGGUGCAUCGUGCUCUCCUUUGGGAUCCUUCAAGAUUUCUCCUUCGACGAUGAUAUGGAUCAGCGCUUCAACUGUAAGGUGUACGCGUUUGACCCGACCAUCGGACGAGAAACUCAUCGGAGGUCUCCCAACAUAAUGUUCUACGACCUAGGAAUAUCUCACUCAGACGAUGAGAUCAACACUACUAAGCUGGCCAGGUACGAAACUAUCUUGAAGAAACUGGGACAUGAGAACUCCACCAUAGACUACCUCAAGAUAGACGUGGAAGGAGCCGAGCUAGGCUUCUUUCAAGAUGUCUUCACCAACACCCCGAACCUGCUCAAGAACGUCAAGCAAAUCGGCAUGGAGAUCCACAACAGCUACACUAACAAAAUGUCAGAAGUGAGGGAGAAAUACUGGAAGUAUUUUCAGCUGCUGGACUGCUUCGGGUUCAAGCUGAUGUUCAGUGAAAUCAACCCCGUCCACAAUUUGAGGUUCUUGUUCCGAGGACAAGCCAGGUCUUGCUGUUACGAGCUGGUGUGGGCCAGAGCCCGCCAGUGGUGAGUCUACUAGGCUCUGCUGUCUGCAGUGAGUUAGUUACAUUAUAAUGAUUCAGGAUGGAUCGAAUCCUCGUCUUAGUGUCAUCUCCAUUUCCUGGAUUAUCUAUUACUCGUAAGUUAAACUCAGUGGUUCCCAACUGGAAUAGUGAAGUGUCACGUAUAUCAGCAAGGGGUGCCGCAGAAAUGUAUAGAAUUAUGUUUAAAAGACGCAUUAAAUGCUGCAUCUGCCAAAAAUCGCAGUGGGUGAUCACCGAGGUGCCACGAACAGAUGAAUGAGCCAAGGGUGCCUUCAGCCUCCUGUUUGUGGGAAAAAUUGACCCCCCAGAACACACUAUCAGCUAGAAAUUUUGUGCCCUUUACCAGAAUCACGGCAUCCUCCAAAGUGGACCUAUGAAGGUAAUCAGUCUUAAAACGCCACACCUAACGAACAUGAACCCCACUAGAGAGUAAUAUGUUAAUGCGUAAUGCAACACUGUACAUAAUUCCUUUAAGAAGUCUUGAAAUAAAGUUUAUUUAUAUUUUGAUAAGUACUGUAAAUUAUUUUUUAAAUAAAACCUGCUA
This is a messenger RNA of Cherax quadricarinatus, 1570 nucleotides long. RefSeq lists its product as uncharacterized. The record is from RefSeq and is a predicted model, not a curated record. Lineage: Eukaryota; Metazoa; Arthropoda; Malacostraca; Decapoda; Parastacidae.